Molecule: messenger RNA, 2009 nt
Organism: Limanda limanda (common dab)
Lineage: Eukaryota; Metazoa; Chordata; Actinopteri; Pleuronectiformes; Pleuronectidae
Gene: mtmr9
Product: myotubularin related protein 9
Exons: 11
Coding region: 41-1690 (549 amino acids)
Biological process (GO): negative regulation of autophagy
Source: RefSeq, a predicted model, not a curated record
CUCGCCCGACAACCACAACAAACGUAAAGCUCAUCGGGUCAUGGAGUUUGCAGAGCUGAUAAAAACCCCCCGGGUGGACGGGGUGGUCCUGCACCGGCCCUUCAUGCCCACCGUGGAGGGGACCCUGUGUCUGACUGGUCACCACCUCAUUCUCUCCUCCAGGCAGGACAACACGGAGGAGCUGUGGCUGCUCCACUCCAACAUAGACUCCACAGAGAAGAGAUUUGUGGGUUCUCUAGGAACCAUUAUUGUCAAAUGCAAAGACCUGAGGGUGAUCCAGUUGGACAUCCCCGGUAUGGAGGAGUGUCUCAACGUUUCCAGCUCCAUUGAGGCCCUGUCCACACUUGAUUCCCCACCCCUGAUGUAUCCUUACUUUUACCGGCCCAUGUUUGAGGUCAUAGAAGAUGGCUGGAAUUCUUUCCUUCCACAGAAUGCCUUCAAAGAUUUGGAGUCUAUGACUGAUGAGUGGCGGUUGAGUGAAGUCAACAAGGACUUUACCGUGUGCCCGACAUAUCCCCCUCUAGUGGCGGUGCCCAAAGACAUCGAUGACGACACACUAAGAAAAGUAGCUACCUUUCGUCACAGUGGCCGCUUUCCAGUACUUAGCUAUUACCAUAAAAAGAAUGGCAUGGUGAUGAUGCGAGCAGGACAGCCUCUGACUGGAACCAAUGGGCGGCGGUGUAAGGAAGACGAAAAGCUGAUCAACGCCACUCUGCGGCCCGGAAAACGUGGCUACAUCAUCGACACGCGCACCAUCAAUAUUGCUCAGCAGGCCAAAGCUCGAGGUGGAGGGUUUGAGUCUGAGGCUAACUACCCCCAGUGGAGGAGGAUCCACAAGACCAUUGAAAGGGCUAAUGUCCUCCAGGAGGGUCUGAUUAAGCUGGUAGAAGCAUGUAACGACCAGUCACACAGCAUGGACCGCUGGUUAAGCAAACUGGAGGCUUCCAGUUGGCAGACUCAUGUCAAGGAGAUCCUCACCACUGCUUGUCUGGCUGCUCAGUGUAUUGACAGGGAGGGAGCAUCGGUGCUCGUUCAUGGUACAGAAGGGACAGACUCGACUCUGCAGGUGACGUCCUUGGCUCAGAUCAUCCUCGAUCCAGCCUGCAGGACCAUCAGAGGCUUCCAGGCCCUGGUGGAGCGAGAGUGGCUCCAGGCGGGUCACCCCUUCCAGCAGCGCUGUGCCCAGUCAGCCUACUCCAACAACAAGUCCCGCCAAGAGGCGCCUGUCUUCCUGCUCUUCCUGGACUGUGUGUGGCAGAUCCUUCGCCAGUUCCCCUGCUCCUUUGAAUUCAGCGAGAGUUUCCUGGUGCUGCUCUUCGAACACGCCUAUGCUUCUCAGUUUGGUACUUUCCUGGGAAACAGUGCAGCCGAAAAAGCAAAACUAUCUCUGCCUGAGAAGACCGUGUCCCUGUGGUCAUGGGUGAAUCGGCCCCAGGAGCUGGAGCGUCUUACCUACCCGCUCUAUGAAGCCAACAGUCUGGUGAUCUGGCCCUCUGUGGCCCCUCAGAGCCUGCUGCUAUGGGAAGGUGUGUUCCUUCGCUGGAACCGCUCCCCCAAGUGUUUGGACGAAGCCUAUGAAGAAAUGGUUCAUAUAAUCGAAUACAACAAGGAGCUGCAGAACAAAGUAAACAGCCUCCGCAGGCAGCUGGCCCAGUUGGAAACUGAAGAUCCUCUGCUUCAAACACCAUAGCGAGUGUGACAGAGACUGACGGAGGUAGAAAAUGUAAAAAAUAUAUACAAAUAUAAAAGCAGAUGUGAUUCAGUCUGGUUUUAGGCUUCUUGUGCUGAUUGUUUUUACUUUUUGUCCCUGACCACAUGAAAAAGGGAAGUGAAAUAGACCCUACGACUCCACUAGGUGAACUCCUCUAAGCUGUAAUUCUGGGAAAUGACUGGAACAUUGGGUCAGGAAAAGUUGUCUUUCCAAAUAGACAUUUUCUAGAAGUACUACUUUGUUUCUAAUUUAGUUUUGUGUCCGUUGCAUGCUAGUAAAUAAACAUCCACUCAAAUUC